UGAACAUGCUAGUCUUUGUGGCUAUCUCAUGGUUGCUCCUUUCUUUUCCAGCACACCCCACGAGCCCCAGUGGGGAGCAGUGAGCUAUUCCUGCUUCCUUUUACUUGAGAUCAUGCAGAGGGCUUCACGCCUGAAGAAAGAACUGCAUUUGCUAGCCGUAGACCCUCCCCCAGGCAUCACGUGCUGGCAGGAAGAGGACCAAGUGGAUGAUUUGCGGGCUCAAAUAUUAGGUGGAGCCAACACACCUUAUGAGAGAGGUGUUUUCACGCUGGAAGUUAUGGUUCCUGAGAGGUACCCAUUUGAACCACCACAGAUCAGAUUUCUGACUCCAAUCUAUCAUCCAAACAUUGAUUCUAAUGGAAGGAUUUGUCUAGAUGUUCUCAAAUUGCCACCAAAAGGUGCAUGGAGACCAUCCCUCAACAUCGCUACUGUAUUGACCUCUAUUCAGCUGCUCAUGGCAGAACCCAAUCCUGAUGACCCACUAAUGGCUGACAUUUCCUCAGAAUUUAAAUAUAAUAAGAUAGCUUUUCUCAAGAAUGCCAGGCAGUGGACAGAGACUCAUGCGAGACAGAAACAGAAGGCUGAUGAAGAGGUGCUAGACGACUCCUCAGAGGUUGGUGACUCUAAGGAAGGCAACUGCACACAGAAAAGAAAAGCCAGGCCGCUAGGAGGCAUAGAUAAGAAGUUUCACCCCGACGUUCAGAGAGUUUGUCCUGGUCCCUCUUAGUUAAUGGAGUCUGUGACAAGGUGGUCUCUUUUGCUUGCUUUUCUUGAAUGUUUUUCUUUGUGUUUGAUGACAUAAUGUUUGUAUCCUUAUAAAAAGACCUUGUAUGUUUACACAUUGUGCUAUGCAGUGAUUCUUUAAGGAUAGUUUGUUUUAUUUAUCUUGUACAUAUGUAUUUUGAAAACUUUUAAACUUGAAAAAUAAAUAAUACUUAAUGUUAAGUAUGUGUUUAU
Onychomys torridus (southern grasshopper mouse) is the source of this 957-nucleotide messenger RNA. It is a transcript of the gene Ube2t, whose product is annotated as ubiquitin conjugating enzyme E2 T. The record is from RefSeq and is a predicted model, not a curated record. The transcript has 6 exons. The coding region runs from base 29 to 727 and encodes 232 amino acids. NCBI's taxonomy places the organism in Eukaryota, Metazoa, Chordata, Mammalia, Rodentia, Cricetidae.